AUGCGUGCACGUUUUUCGGCCUUUUGCCAACACACCGGGGCUCCUCUACAGCUUACCGAGUGGAUCUUUAAUGCCAGCGUCGUCGAUCCCAACGCUUCCAUUGCCAAUUGCAUCACCUCUCGGGUCACACACUGCGACAGCGGAAGCUCCAGCGACACUGUCGACUGGAACGACUGGUAUGCUGUUCACCUUGUCUGCGAGCAUCCGCGUGGCACACCGCUCACGAGUCUUGUUCACUCCGUGACUUCCAUCAAGACAGCCCAGUCGCCCGCCUUCAACACGAAGAACACUAUUACGCUGGUUGAGUUGGAGCGUAUCCGGCUGAUUGCUCAGCAAGUUCUGGGGGCGUUGCAGUGGCUUCUGCGGAACUCCAUGUCUCAUCGGAACCUUCAG
This is a messenger RNA of Dibothriocephalus latus, 393 nucleotides long. The record is from the annotation of a GenBank genome assembly. Lineage: Eukaryota; Metazoa; Platyhelminthes; Cestoda; Diphyllobothriidea; Diphyllobothriidae.